GUCUACACAAGUCUUAGAAUUACGUACGUGAACUGUUCGUCUAUAUGGAAUAUAUAUUAAAUGAAAAAAGUAGCUAAAAGUUUGAAAAAAAGACGCACUCAUGGAAUAAAGAUGUUUGGAAUGUCAGUUUACAUCAUUGUCAUUGUCAACAGUAAAAUAUCACAGUUAUUAAGGUGUGAAUAUUAUCACAGUGCAAUUCUAUGAAUCCUUAUGAAUUUAUUCCAUGUUUAUUUAUAUAGAAAUCAGUGAAAGUUGUUUCCUGAUAAUACUUUCUAUCUUCAUAUAAAAGAUUCUUUUCGUUCUAAAUUUAUUUUGUAAAUAAAUUACAGUAUUAUGACUUUUGUCACCAGUAAUAACCAGCACUCUUCAAAAUGACCUCCAUGAAUAGUUGCAUGAAUGAACAUGUUACAAAUAAUGAUGCUUCUCAUUUACAUAUAAAAAAUAGAACAAGUGUUGAUGGCAAAUUGGGCCGUGAUCCAAAACAUGAAACAAUUAAUCAGUUGGCUAAAGAUACCUUGAAUAUUGAUUUACCCGAAUCACAAAGUUCAACAAAUCGAGCACUUUUUGUAUUCUCAAGGAAUAAUCUUAUUCGUAAAGCAGCUCGAAGUAUAAUUGAAUGGGGGCCUUUUGAGUACAUGGUCUUAUCGACUAUUAUAGCCAAUUGUGUUGUUUUGGCAAUGGAAGUCCACUUACCAAAUAAAGACAAGCGCCCAUUAUCUGAAAAACUGGAAAUAACAGAAAAUUACUUUCUGGGCAUUUUUACAUGUGAAGCUUUUUUGAAAAUUAUUGCACUUGGAUUUAUACUUCAUAAUGGUUCUUAUCUAAGAAAUAUUUGGAAUAUACUGGAUUUUGUUGUCGUUGUAACUGGUUUUCUUACAAUGUUUAUGACGACAGGAAGUGGCGUGAAUCUACGAACGCUGAGAGCUGUACGUGUGCUUCGUCCACUCAAAUUAGUGUCAGGUGUUCCAAGUCUUCAAGUAGUUUUGACAUCUAUUAUCAAAGCAAUGGCACCAUUGUUGCAAAUCGGGAUAUUGGUACUAUUUGCUAUUUUAAUUUUUGCAAUUGUCGGGUUGGAAUUCUACUCCGGAGUCUUUCAUGUGACCUGUUUUGAGCAAAGUAAUCCAACAGAGUUACCUAGUUACAUUCCAGAUACUCCCGGUUUGAUACCUUGUCAGCCUGCUGAUGCACAUACAAGACCACCAGGAGGUUUCAUCUGUCCAGCUGGGUACAUAUGUAAAGGUUAUUGGGAGGGACCGAACUACGGUAUUACAAGUUUUGAUAAUAUUGGAUAUGCAAUGUUAACAGUAUUUCAGUGCAUUACAAUGGAAGGUUGGACAGAUGUAUUGUAUAUGACCAAUCGGACUUAUGGUUCACGUUUUAAUUGGAUCUAUUUUAUACCAUUAAUUGUUAUCGGCGCCUUUUUAUUAAUCAAUUUAGUACUUGGUGUUCUCAGUGGUGAAUUUGCUAAAGAACGUGAGCGUGUUGAAAAACGACGUGCAUUCUUAAAACUACGUCGACAGCAGCAAACUGAUCGUGAAUUAAAUGGCUACCUGGAUUGGAUACAAAGAGCUGAGGAAGUUAUUUUGGCAGAAGAACAGACUUCUUUUAUGCAGAGAUUAAAAAUUAUUAAAGCUAGGAAACGAGCAGAAAAAGUUCGAAGAAGAUCGAAUGAUGCUGAGAAACGCGCUAUAGCUGCUGAGUUGGAAAAUUAUGAAGCAGAAUUAAAAGCGAAGCGGAAAUUUAUGAUACCUGGGACUGAAGCUUUAUUUCAAUAUCAUAAAAGAUUUCGAUAUGCAGUCCGACGUCUCAUUAAAUCACAAAAAUUCUAUAUGUUUGUAAUUGUGCUAGUGUUGCUGAAUGCACUCUGUGUCUCUAUAGAAUUCUAUGGGCAACCAGCUUGGCUUACAGAUUUUUUAUAUUUCUCGGAAUUUAUUUUUCUCGGUCUUUUUCUGUUUGAAAUGAUUGUUAAAAUUUAUGGAUUAGGUUGUUUGAUCUACUUCCGUUCAACAUUCAAUAUUUUUGAUUUUGCGGUUGUUUUUGCCAGUUUGUUCGAAAUUGUAUGGCAAAUUUUCUAUCCAUCAGAUUCAUUUGGAUUUUCUGCUUUACGUAGUAUUCGUCUUUUGAGAAUAUUUAAAAUUACAAGGUAUUGGGCAUCAUUACGCAAUUUGGUCUUAUCUCUGUUAAAUGCAAUGAGAAGUAUACUCAGUCUUCUAUUUCUACUCUUCUUAUUCAUGCUUAUAUUUGCUCUAUUGGGUAUGCAAUUAUUUGGUGGAGAGUUUAAUUUUGAUGAUGGUAAACCAGGCCAGAAUUUCGAUACAUUUGUGAAAGCUUUGUUAACCGUGUUUCAGAUAUUGACUGGAGAAGAUUGGAAUAUGAUUAUGUAUGAUGGAAUUCGUUCUCAAGGUGGUGUUAACAAUGGGGGAUUCGUCUACUGCAUUUAUUUUGUCCUUUUAGUACUAUUUGGAAACUAUACCCUGUUAAAUGUAUUCUUAGCUAUUGCAGUAGAUAAUUUAGCUAAUGCUCAAGAGUUAACGGCUGCAGAAGAAGAGGAACAACGUUUAGCGGACGAGUUAGCCGAAAGGCAAGAACAGAAUAAAGAAACUUCAACCAGUGAUUCAAACCAAUCACAUAGAAUUGUAGUGGAUCAAGUUAAUGAAAGAAAAUAUUCAGGGGUAGUGGAAUAUGGGAAGUAUCUAACAGCUCAAAUGGAAAACAAGUUCUGUGAUAACUAUAGCACAAUGCAGAAGUUUCAAACAGACAUAGAAUUAGGCAGAGAACAGGAGCCACAGGCAAAUCAAGAAACAUCAACACAACAUCAGUCAUACGGAAAGCCGAUACUUCCUUACAGUUCAAUGUUUAUAUUUUCUUCAACAAAUCCUGUUAGACGCUUCUGUCACUUUGUAGUCAAUCUACGCUUUUUCGACCUGUUCAUUAUGAUUGUAAUUGUAUCUAGUAGUGUUGCAUUGGCUGCCGAAGAUCCAGUUAGCGAAAAUAGCAUAAGAAAUUGUCUACUCGAAUACUUCGAUCAUGCCUUCACUUGUGUAUUUGCUAUCGAAAUGCUGUUGAAACUAAUUGAUCUUGGUGUUUUUCUUCACCCAUAUUCGUAUUGUCGGGAUACAUGGAAUUUAUUGGAUGCAGCUGUAGUGAUUGGUGCCCUAAUAUCAUUUUUUCGAGCUUAUACACUGAAGGGGAAGGCAGCGCAUGGAAGUAGUAAAAAUUUGAGUACAAUAAAAUCACUACGCGUUCUUCGAGUGCUGAGACCUUUAAAGACUAUUCGGAGAGUACCUAAGUUGAAAGCAGUCUUCGACUGUGUGGUUAGUUCUCUGAAGAACGUUUGCAUAAUUCUAGUUGUGUACAUAUUAUUCCAAUUUAUAUUCUCUAUCGUUGCAGUUCAGUUAUUUCAGGGGAAAUUUUUUUAUUGCAAUGAUUUGUCAAAGCUAACAAAAGAUGACUGUCAAGGUUACUUUUUUUCCUAUGAUGACAGUCUUGUGCCUGUUGUAAAAGCUCGGGUAUGGAGUUCAAGAGAUUUCCAUUACGAUAAUGUAAUAACAGCUAUGCUUACACUUUUCACCGUAACAACGGGGGAAGGAUGGCCUGGCAUUCUAAAGAAUUCAAUGGAUGCUACAGAAGUAAACCAUGGACCGGUAGAAGAUCAUAGUCAACAGAUGGCAAUUUUCUAUAUUAUAUUUUUUAUCGUUUUUCCGUUUUUCUUUGUAAAUAUCUUUGUGGCCUUAAUUAUCAUUACUUUUCAAGAACAGGGUGAAAAUGAAUUAGUAGAUCACGAACUAGAUAAAAACCAAAAACAGUGCAUUGAAUUUGCAAUCAAUGCAAAACCCUUGUGUAGAUAUAUGCCCAGUAACAUUGCAUCAACAAAAUACAGAAUAUGGAGACUGGUUGUCUCAAGUCCAUUUGAAUAUUACAUUAUGACAAUGAUCGCACUGAACACUUUAAUACUUAUGAUGAAGUAUUAUCGACCAGACUAUACAGAUGCUAAUAUGGGUAUUCCUGACUGGGAAACACAAAAAUAUCAAAAUUAUUGUAGUACAUUAGUGUAUUUGAAUACAGCAUUCACAGCAAUGUUUACAAUGGAAUGUUUGCUUAAAUUAAUUGCAUUUGGACCAAAGAGUUACUUUCGGGAUUCUUGGAAUACAUUUGAUUUUAUUACUGUAGUUGGUAGUAUAACAGAUGUACUUGUUUCUGAACUGCACGAUUCUUCAUUUCUUAAUCUAGGUUUUUUAAGACUUUUUCGUGCAGCUCGUCUAAUCAAGUUAAUCAGACAAGGUUAUACUAUUCGAAUACUUUUAUGGACAUUUAUUCAAUCAUUUAAAGCACUACCUUAUGUAUGCCUCUUGAUCACAAUGCUCUUCUUCAUUUAUGCUGUAGUAGGAAUGCAAAUAUUUGGUACGAUCGCUAUAAAUGAAGCUGAAGGACAAAUUACAAGUUAUAAUAACUUUCACAGUUUUCCUUAUGCAGUCCUUUUGUUAUUUCGUUGUGCUACAGGUGAAUCAUGGCAGGAGAUAAUGCUUGCUUGUACUUAUGGACAAGAAUGUGUAAAUCGUUCAGCAAACAAUUGUGGAAGCAACGCAUCUUAUGCAUAUUUUGUAUCUUUUAAUUUUUUCUGUUCAUUUUUAAUGCUCAAUUUAUUCGUCGCUGUAAUUAUGGAUAAUUUUGAUUAUUUAACAAGAGAUUCAUCUAUACUGGGAUCUCAUCAUUUAGAUGAAUUCAUUCGUGUAUGGGCUGAAUACGAUCCAGGUGCAAAAGGGAGGAUACAUUAUACAGAAAUGUAUGAAAUGUUGAGAAAAUUAGAACCACCUGUGGGAUUUGGUCAAAACUGCCCAUACAGACUUGCAUACAAGAAACUAAUUCGGAUGAAUAUGCCUGUAGAUAGUGCAGGAACAGUGCAUUUUACGACUACACUUUUCGCUUUAGUCCGUGAAUCAUUAGGCAUUAAAAUGGCACCAGCUGAAUUUAUGGAUACUAAAGAUGCAGAAUUACGUGAAACUAUUAAAACUCUAUGGCCAGUACAAGCAAAGAGAUCUUUGGACCUGCUAUUACCGCCAGAUUCAGAGUAUACAUUCACUCGUUUAACUGUUGGCAAAAUAUAUGCGGGACUACUGAUUUAUGAGAAUUGGCAGUUGAAUAAGUCAAGUGGAAAUAAAGGCAGUUUACACCAAUUGAGUACUAAACCUAUACUUGAAGCAUGUUUAACUCAAAUGUUAGGACAUGAUCCAUUUCACAGUAGCGGUCGUUUACCGAACCCUAGUACAGAACAUUCACGUUAUGGUAGCAGAAUAGAUCUUCGAUCAGUUAGCAAUAUGGAAAUCGAUCAUAUGGCUACGGAGCAUAAUCACAAGGAUGUUGCUACAAAAUACAAAACUCAUGCAAAUGAACUAAGAGAAAAGUUAAUUCAGACUAAACAACAGCAACUGAAAGAUGAAAAUAGUCUGGAUAAAAUAGUUAAAAACAAUAGGAACACUGAGAUCACAAACAACAACAAUAAUAAUAAUGCCAGACAAAACUAUCCGAAUAUUGUUAUAUCACCAGCUGAGAAGUAUGAUAAAACACCAUAUAUUCAACAAGGUGAUAUGCAUGAAGAUGUAAAUGUUACCAGUGGGAAUGAUGAUGUGGAAGGCGAUAAUGAGAGAGAUGCGCAGUUAACAGACAGUUAUAUAUUGAGAAAUUCAGACAAUUCUUUGACCACUACAACAAGUACAGAUUACAUAUACUAUCCUGAUUCAUAUCAUCAAUAUAGACUACAAAAUUCCACUGCAACACCACAGGUCCAUCGAAAUCCUCAAGUUAAUAAGAUUAAAGUCUAUACAGAUAUGCCAUAUGGAACAGCAGUUUAUCGUAAUAAUAAUAAUACUGAUACUGAGAAUACAGACGAGAAUAAUAGGCAUUUAAUUCCAAGUAGUAAUCAAAAGUUAAUCUUCUAUCCUCAUCCACCUGAAACAGAUAAUCAGUAUUCAACGAUAGAUCCAAUGUUUAGGAAACUUAGAAAACUCAGUGAGAACUAUUCACGUAAAGGAAUAGAAAGAAGAGGAUAUGACCAUUCAUUUGGAAAGUAUAAACUCAAUCCUUAUCACCAGCAACAUACAAAUCUGUCAAAUUUAGAUUUCGCAGAAGCAGUACAUACAUUGGUUACGCAAGCUAACGUUAUGGCCAAAAGAAACAGGAUUAAUAAAUAUUUGCGUCGAAGUGUCAAAGAUGUGGAUUGGGAUACAAUUUCAUUUCACCGAGUUAAUAUGAGUCCUCGAUCAAGCAAUCGUAGCAUAAGGUAUUAUAGAACUGGUACAUCAAGUCCGCAUAAAUACAAAAGAGAUGUAGGUGAUGAAAGUGACAUACAUUACAGAAAAUUUAGCACGAAUCCACCAAACCAACUUUUGACAGAUCCACAUUAUUUGCACAGAUGUAUUCCAGUAAGAGAUGAUGAAAUUGAAAAAGACAAUUCUUUGAACGAACAGUUUCGUAUUUCUGAUUUAGGUUAUCUUCAAGAUAAUCUCUCAGUCUACGAGGAUGCAUACAACCGGGAUCACAUACACAUGGAAAGACCUGCAUCUGUUCAUGAUAUAUUUCAGCUGAGUGACAUUAAAUACAAGGAGUACAAAACAAUGAAUUCUGAAAAUAUUCUAGAUAAUCCGACAAAUACAUUUUCACACUUACCUAAAGUAGGACCUCGUGUUCAAAGUGAAAAAGAUCUAAAUCUUAUUAACAGUAGAUUGUACAAUCUCAAUACAUCAAAUGUCUUAGGUCAAACCACAAAAAUAAUAGACAAAAACAUUGAAUUUCCCUGCUUACUGAAGUCACCCACAUCCAGUAACGAUAAAAAGUAUCCCAGAAAGCAUUACAGGACGUGUUCAUUAACUUUUUAUCCAAUCCCACCACCGGAAACUUCUUUUAGCCAUUCACCUGAUCCAACUGUUAAUGCUGUUGAUAAACAUUUAAAGCAGAAAUAAAGAAAAUAUUUUACGAAAUAACUUUCUUUUCAAUUUCGAAGUCUUUAUAGAAAUAAACUGAGAUAUGAUUAAAAAACAUCUGUAUAUGAUCAAAAGCAUAUUCACGAUACUCAAGGUUAACAGAUAUACAGCCCUACCACUGUCUAAAGUCAUAUGGCAACUAUGAUCAUAUAAGUCAUUCUCACACUUCUUGAUUAUAGUAGUACAUCAAGUAGAAAACCCUUCAUGGAUAAUGUAGUAAACCAUUCAAUUGAAACUUAUCAUGAGAAAUAACCCCUCAAACGAGGUUCAUUGAAUAACCACAACCUGAUGGUUAACCCAUAAGCAAAUCUCAGUUACCAUCUGCUGAUGUUCAAAAUACAGCAAAAUAAGGAAACAGUACAAUUUAGACACCGUGAUAGAAUGUAAUUCCAUAUUAGAUAAGGUUAUUUUAUAUAACACAUAGUGAUACAGUAUCAAUUACUGGAAAAUAUUCCCAACACAAUUUAAUUGCUUACAGUCAUAUCAAUUUAUUCACACAAAUUAAUAAACCUGUUUUAUGUAGUCUAAGUCCCCAUUGGUUUUUAUUGCAAUUUCCCAUUUAUCCAGUACAGGCGUAGCUUCAUUUAGAUUCCACGUGUAUGAUGUUCAAUCGAUAAACACAGAUUCAGUGAUUAACCUCUGUCUCCCCACCUGAUUAUGUUACUUCUUAAUACUUCCCCCUAGUCCCACUCUAUUAGCAUGGCAUUCAAGUGAAUUACCGAGUUGUUUUUUAGAUUAACAGGGUCAAUCAUCCUGGCUUCAGCUAAAUUCCUAUUUUCCAAUGAUUUAAUUGCCCUCUAUCUACUAGCUUGACCUAUGUAAUUGACUUCACAUUAAUUACAUGGCAUUUCGUAAACCAACCAUCCGGUUGUCGUUUUAUUUUACAGUUUAGUAUAACUAAAUCACCCUGUUGAAAUUCUAACUUAAGUGAAUUGGAAUCCAUUUCUUAAUGAGUUAAUAUGUGUUACGAACUUGAAGAUAUGUUCAGAUUUCAACACAUCGGAGAUGUCAUCGAGAUAUAUUCACCACAACUUAGCAGCAGCAUUAAACGUUCUUACAGAUUUACGUGGGUUAAAUACUAGCAUCUAUGGGGAACCGACACAUUCUAAUAAAUACUUGGACUUUGAUUAAUUCCAUACAGAAUCGGUAAAGGCAGGUCUAGUUAAAUGUUUAUAUAAUGGAGCCAUAAACCUAACUAGCAGGUCGGAUUCAAAUAAUGAAAUCAAACACCUAAGGAAAACAUUACUAGUAAUUAACUACCCACCCAGAUUUAUUCGAAAAUAUAUGAAAACACACAAGAUAAAAUGUAAAUAAUAAUGAAAAUUUCAUAAAUUUGGUUCUCUUGAUAAAUUUUCUUUCUCCCAAUUAUUAGUACAGUUACGAUUUUAGAGUCAAUACCUAGUUCUAGUGAAUAGUCAUCAACUGCCCACUUCACAUUUAUAUUAAGAUAGAUGUAGUAGGUUUACAGACAAGCUGUUCAGAAUGAUUAAUUCAAAUAACUCUUAGUCAAUGUACAUUAUUACUGACAGUAGAAAAUUAAAUGCUGAUAAUUAUGUAUUUGAAAAAAUGUCUGUCUGUUUGUCUCCGUCUGUUUUCGACAUAGAACUUUGCACAUAUGUGCGGCAGUUAAAGUCGCCACA
Molecule: messenger RNA, 8617 nt
Organism: Trichobilharzia regenti
Lineage: Eukaryota; Metazoa; Platyhelminthes; Trematoda; Strigeidida; Schistosomatidae
Source: the annotation of a GenBank genome assembly